Molecule: messenger RNA, 3435 nt
Organism: Manduca sexta (tobacco hornworm)
Lineage: Eukaryota; Metazoa; Arthropoda; Insecta; Lepidoptera; Sphingidae
Exons: 2
Coding region: 186-1496 (436 amino acids)
Biological process (GO): GPI anchor biosynthetic process; protein localization to plasma membrane
Cellular component (GO): membrane; endoplasmic reticulum
Molecular function (GO): glucosaminyl-phosphatidylinositol O-acyltransferase activity
Source: RefSeq, a predicted model, not a curated record
UUGCAAUCUUAUGACAUUUCUUUGACUUUUGAAUGAAAAAUGACAAUUGACAGCAGAAUGUUUUGUUUUGCAGGAGUUGACAGUCAAGCUAAAUAAUGUGAAGCACUUAUCGCUAUUGUAUCAAAACUUGAUCUCUUCAUUGGACUGGAAAAUUGGAAACAAACGGUGGAUAUAAUCAAAUUGAAAUGAAUUCUUCAGAAUACAAAAAGUAUCAUGAAUCAUUCAUGCAAAACAACCACGGAUCUAAUGCAAGCCAUGUAUUUUUCUGCAUAUUUUUUACUGUACAAUGUUCUGUUUUAGCAGCUUACAAAAUAAGAUUUAUUUCCUACAGAUACGCUUAUGAGUAUCUUUAUAUAGUUCUGCCACUGAUAUGUGCUCAUACAAUACUAUCUAACUAUUUAAACUUUUUAAACAUUAUUGUAUUUCUAAUUGUAAACUACAAUAUAAUUACAACAACAAAUUUGUCUAUAGCAAAAACAAAAUUGAAUCAGCUGAAUAAAUUCAAAAAUAAUAGGAUCCAAUCAAUAUCUUUAUUGAGAGGGCUUACUUAUUUAAUCACUGUAUUUUGUAUAUUGGCAGUUGAUUUUAAAGACUUUCCUAGAUAUUUAGCUAAGACAGAGAACUAUGGGUACAGCCUAAUGGACACUGGGGUUGGGUUAUUUGUACUAAUGAGUGGUUUAGUACACAAGGAGUUAGCUAAAAAUAAAUACACAGACAUUAUAAAAGGAAAUCUAAAAUUUGUAACUAUAUUACUAUUUCUCGGGGUUGCAAGAUUUUGUUCAAUAAAACAAUUAGAUUAUCAGGAACAUGUCACAGAGUAUGGAGUGCAUUGGAACUUCUUCUUUACCUUAGCUAUUUGUAAAAUACUAUCCACAAUACUUCUAUAUUUUAUUGAAUGUUCUAAUUCAUUGAGUUUUGUAGUACUGUUUGUACAUGAAUUAUUUUUAUAUUUAGGUUUGCAAGGUUGGGUUUUUGGCGAUUCCCCUCGUGAUUCCUUAAUAUCUGCUAACCGUGAAGGAGUAUGUUCCUGUUUAGGAUAUGUUGCACUUUACCUCUUUGCGGCACAUUUAAAGACAGAGUUAACCAAUGUAGCGGUUACAAGACAUGUGAUAAUAUGGAAGUUAAUAAAAUCCACCAUAAUAAUGUGGGUAGUUUCCUACAUUAUAAAUGAAUUUCGCCCUGCAUCCAGAACAUUAGCAAAUGCAAGCUACUGCCUUUAUUUAGAGACUGUCUUAUUGACUAUGGAAUUAAUACUAUACUUUGUAGAAGUUACUCAGGCAGAGGAAACCGAUUUUAAUGUGCCAUUAAUAUUACAACAUAUAAAUACAAAUGGAUUGUCAUAUUUCUUAGCAGCCAACUUAUUAACUGGUAGUGUCAAUUUAACUAUACGGACUUUACUAGCAUCUAAUAUUGUUACAUUUAUUAUACUUAACACAUAUAUGAUUCUUACUACCGCAUUUGUUGUGUAUAUAAAUAAAAGAGGUAUAAAAUUGUAAACAUUUUAUUAAUAUAACAUUAAAUAAAAAUAAUUGUUAAAUAAAUUAUAACAAACUUAUUAGUAACACAUUAUUUUUGUUAUAACAGUAUUUUUUAUGAUCACAGGAUUAAAAAAAAAAACUUAAAUAAAACACAAAUUUGAGGGAAAAUAUUUGUAGCAUUUGGGCUCAAAUUAUUGUAAUUACAUACUAUAUAGCAGUUUGAAUUUAUGUUUUCUAUAACCAUUAUUGAAUUGUAUAUUAUAUACAGGACAUAUAUAAAUAAACAUCAAGACUGAUUGUAUUUAUUAAAUAUAAGUCAUAUAUGGGGUCAUUUUGAUAUUGCACUGGUAUAACUGACUGAAAGUGUCCUGCAACAAAUUCUUUUAUAAUAGUAUUGUAGGCAUUGGGGCAUAAAAUUAAAAUUAUUAUGUAUUACAUUAAUAUUAGUUUUUUGAUACUUACAUUUUUUUUAUUUACUGCUGUUUAAAUAAGUUAUUGUAAAGCAUUAUAUUGAACAUGACAAAUAUGUGGUUUCAUUUAGUAAUGCAAUGUCAAAAUGACCCUGUAUAUACUAUAGUAUAGACUAUUUAAAAAACUAUUUGUAAUACAUCAUAAAGUUAUACACAUUAUACCAUAACAUUUGUUGUUAAAAUAAUCGAGUUUGUUUUUAAGCAACAACAGAAUUUCUCGCUCGAGUAAUUGUAGGUAAAAUUGAUUUGAAUGUACUAAAUACUAAUCUCAUCACAAAGUUUCCCUGUUGCAAUACCUUUGCUAACAUGACUGCAAGACUAUACUAGCUAGUAAAGUCUAGACAAAAAUUAGCUCAGCGGUAUAUAAGUGACUACGGUAAGAGCGAUGCAAGUGGUUAGUGGUAAAUCUAUAAGAGUCGCUAAACAACUUGAACACAAUAUCGCAUGGCGGGAGAUUUUUCUUUACUAAGCGUUGGGAUUUAUUUUGUACGCAAGUGCAGGUGUUUAGGACAAAAAUAUUCACCACACGACAGUAUGCUCAAGUUGUUUGACCACUUUUAUACAGUCUGUCAAUCAAGUACAAGCCCAGGCAGUCAGCCAAUGCAGUCUGCCUCCUUUAUUCCGCAAAUGACUGCUAACUGCGCGUAGGAUAGCUUGUUUUUUUAUGUUAACCUAUGUUUUGAAUCGAGACUAGUCAGUAAAAUUAAAUAUUAAUUAAAUGUUAUAGAAAUAUGUUGUAUUUCUUCUCCUGAGUUAUGUAUAUUGUGAUUAAAAAAUAUUCUAUUAUUUCUAUUGAACACAUUGCUAUUAAGUAUAUCAAAGUUUUUAAAAAUUAAAAUCUAUUUAAAAAUAUCUUGUAAAAAGAAAAGAUGUGUAACAUAUUCGGAUUGAACUGUACAUAUCAUCCUUGGUAUCCCCAGGGUGGUUGAAGGCUAUCAGACAUGUCAUGGUCAGACUGGCGGCCGGUUGUUAAAAUUAAACGUGCCAAACUCUUUAGCAAAGUGUUUGAAUAGUGGACUUAUGUAUGGAGACUAAAUGUACUUAUCAGGUGACUUGUUAUCCUAUCCAAAAGGUUUACAGUCAACCACAGAAUUAGGUGAUCAAAUCUAAUACUAUAAACCGCCUAUACACUUCGUUCUUGCCAACAUUUUUUUUUUUACAAAAAUAAAAGGGGUUUACUUCACACAAAAGAUUUUUUUUUUUAAAUUAUACUAAUACAAGUAUAGGUGAUCAGAAGUUUUGAAUUUUUUCAGCUACUUUGGGGUUGACUGUACAUACAGAGAAUCAUUGUGUUUAAUUCCUACACCAAAAAUACGUCCCUUUCAUAUCUUCCUUAAGCUGCUAAUAAAGUAAAACUAAUCACUACACCAAAUAUAUUAAACCAAAUAGGUACCUUCAUAUAAAAAUCUACAAUGCUACCUAAUUCCAAUUUCUAAUCACAAAUUGUAAAUUAUAUUAUAAAAUAUAUAUUUUUGUUGAUCACAGUC